AUAUCAGAAAAGAAAAAAAUAAAGGGUCCUAAAGUAUAUAAUUAAUUAAAAUUCAUGUCCCCACUAUAUUAUGCCAAUAGAAAAGCCGUUGAAUAAUGUGUGCUGUGCGUGCACAUGCAUUUUUCAUAGGAUUGACACGUGGAAUCCAAGGCUAAAGAGCUAGGCUGUCAAAGGGUCAACAACUAAAUCAUGGUUGAGUCUUUUAAUUGAAGUAUAAAUUAUUGCCUGCACAGGGCCCCUCCCUCCUCUACAGCCGCCUCAUGUCCUCAUUUUUGCGAUUCUCGUCUCUCCUUUAGUCCUCUACAGCCGCCUCUUUUUUGGUCGCACAUUUAUUAUAUGCCUCAAAAAUUCAAAAUAGUUUAGUUGUAACAACUCCAUUUUAAUUUUCCAACUAUGCUAUACGUUUUGUCGGCAUCGUGGUCUUGACAAUCAUACUUGUGCAUUAAGAUUUAAGAUCCCUUCUUCUUCUUCUUCUUGGGUGAGAAUUAAUUUCCACGAUUAAUUGCAUGUUCCAGAGGCGCCGACGUUCUAUUGGCAUUAAACAAUUCUCUCACCAAUUUGAAAUGUUUGAAUUAUUGACUUUUGGAUUCUCUGACCUUUUAUACCAUGUCUGCUGCUCUCCACCCCACAAAACUUUUUUUUCUUUCUUCUGUACUCUCUCAUCUCUUCCCCAACCUGAGAAUCAAUGGCUUCCCCUUUCCCCAUCAAAACCGUCGUCGUUUUGGUCCAAGAGAACCGCUCAUUCGACCACAUGCUUGGGUGGAUGAAGUCCCUCAACCCUGAAAUCGACGGCGUCACCGGGGCCGAGUCCAACCCCAUCUCCACCUCCGAUCCAAAUUCCCCAGUCGUCCACUUCACAGACGACGCUGGCUACGUGGACCCAGACCCAGGCCACUCCUUUGAGGCCAUCUACGAGCAAGUCUUCGGCCGCCCAUGGACCGCGGACUCCGCAGCCUCGUCGGAGCCUCUCCGUCCGACGAUGGAUGGCUUUGCUCAGCAAGCGGAGGCCAAGGAGAAGGGGCUGUCGAAGACGGUGAUGAAGGGGCUCAAACCGGAGGCGCUGCCGGUGUUCAAUGAGUUGGUGGCAGAGUUUGGGGUUUGUGACCGGUGGUUCGCGUCGUUGCCGGCGGAGACGCAGCCGAAUAGGUUGUACGUGCACUCAGCGACGUCGUAUGGAGCAACCGGCAAUAAUACGGAAAUGCUGGCUAAGGGGUACCCUCAGAAGACCAUAUUCGAAUCCUUGGAGGAGAGCGGCUUCUCUUUUGGUAUUUACUAUCAAUACCCUCCCUCCACACUCUUCUACAGGAACCUCAGGAAGUUGAAAUACAUUGAUAACUUCCACCAGUUUGAUUUAGAUUUCAAGAGGCACUGCGAGGAGGGGAAGCUUCCGAACUAUGUCGUGAUCGAACAACGCUAUUUCGACACCAAGCUCUUGCCUGCGAACGAUGAUCACCCCUCCCAUGAUGUUUCCCAGGGACAAAAGUUUGUCAAGCAUGUUUAUGAGGCACUGAGAGCGAGUCCCCAGUGGAACGACAUUUUGUUCGUGAUUAUAUAUGAUGAACAUGGUGGCUUUUACGAUCACGUGCCCACCCCCGUCACCGGUGUCCCCAGCCCAGAUGAUAUUGUUGGUCCAGAGCCGUAUAACUUCAGGUUUGACAGGCUCGGGGUCAGAGUUCCGGCCAUCCUCAUCUCUCCAUGGAUCGAGCGUGGAACAGUGUUGCAUGGACCUUCAGGGCCAUAUCCAACCUCGGAGUUCGAGCACUCGUCCAUUCCGGCAACUGUUAAAAAGCUUUUCAACCUGAAAGAAUUCCUAACCAAGCGCGACGCUUGGGCAGGCACUUUUGAGUGUGUCUUGACUAGAGAAACCCCCAGAACAGAUUGUCCAGUUACUUUGCCGGAGCCAGUGAAACUACGGGAGACGGAAGCAAAAGAUGAGGCGGAGCUGAGUGAGUUUCAACAAGAAUUGGUGCAGAUGGCAGCGGCAUUGAAGGGGGACCAUAGAAAGGACAUUUAUCCACACAAACUGGUCCAGGACAUGAAUGUUUCAGACGCCACCAAGUAUGUGAACAACGCAUUCAACCAGUUCUUGGAUGAAUGCCAAAAGGCCAAGACAAGUGGAACCCAUGACAGCUCCGACAUUGUACUCUGUCCACAAACACCACCAAAACGGGCGUCCUCCAAGUCCUUUGCUCACAAGCUAUUUUCUUGUUUGAUUUGCGAUCAUUGAGAAAAAUUCUAAGUUGCGUGCCCCCCCUGAUUCUCUCUUUGAAAUCUGCCUUCACCUUCCAUUAGAGGCUUUGAAACUCGUUUCUGUUCUUUUUAUGCAUAUGGUGCCCAUCUCCAAGACAAUACUAUAAUUUAUUGCAUUGAUUUUAAGCCAUCCCUGCAAAGUAAUUUGUUGGGUUAAUUUGAAUUCCUCAAUUUACUUCCA
This is a messenger RNA of Vitis riparia (riverbank grape), 2431 nucleotides long. RefSeq names its product non-specific phospholipase C4-like. The record is from RefSeq and is a predicted model, not a curated record. Gene Ontology annotation, molecular function: hydrolase activity, acting on ester bonds. Gene Ontology annotation, biological process: phospholipid catabolic process. Bases 686 to 2227 code for a protein of 513 amino acids. Lineage: Eukaryota; Viridiplantae; Streptophyta; Magnoliopsida; Vitales; Vitaceae. The transcript has 4 exons.